AUGCGGUUCAAACCUCCCCCUCUCAAUACGGAUAUUGGUUGGCGUGUGGAAUUCCGGCCCACCGAGUUGCAGCUGACAGAUUUUGAGAAUGCAGCAUUUGUCACUUUUAUUUUGUUAUUGUCACGUACAAUUCUUCGUUUGAAACUUAAUCUUCUCAUACCGAUCUCAAAAGUGGAUGAGAACAUGGCGACUGCAAUGAAACGGGACGCUGCCCGGCAGGGGCUGUUCUAUUUCCGGCAGGGACAUCGUCUUACUACAGCAAUUAAAUUAGUCUGUAUGUCUGAUUUGUGGUAUUCGUUGAUGUCCGGUAUUUCCUACGCUGUAACAGAUGUCACACCUAUCCAAAUGGCUAAGGCUUGUGCGAAAUUUCGUCGCAAACGAUCUUACUCUUUGGGCACUGAUGCAACCGAAGGUUCAAACGCUUCCGAUAAUGUGCCCAAAUCAGAAGUGAAAUGCUCCGUUCCGAAUCCGUACACCGUUACCAACGGCCUGUCGGUUAAUCCGGAAGAGACGUACACAUUAAUGACCGUUAACGAAAUCAUGAAUGGUAGUGAUACUUUCCCAGGAUUGCUUCCGCUUGUCCGUCACUACGUGAACGCCUCUGGAGGAAGCAAAGAAACUGUUCAACUGGUGCACCAGUAUCUGAACUUACUUGAAUGUCGUGCCUCCGGCAAACUCAUGACCACUGCAAGUUGGAUGCGUUCUCGAAUCACCUCGCACCCGUUGUAUGCUGGAGAUUCCCGUGUAACGCCUGAGAUCAACGCUGACCUAAUGCGUGAAUGCCGCGACAUAACCCGCGGUGUCCUUCGGCCACCGGAACUUUUGCCACCCGUGACUCAUGGUGCCAUCAAACCAAACGCGCGUUGCCGUUUCGAUUUGUCUUGUAACAGGUGUAUCUAUGCUGAUGAAGACUUCUGCAAUGUUCCGCCGACCGAUUCAAUGGCCAUUCCAAAAACACCGAACGAAGAAAAUGCCUCGUAA
This is a messenger RNA of Echinostoma caproni, 981 nucleotides long. Lineage: Eukaryota; Metazoa; Platyhelminthes; Trematoda; Plagiorchiida; Echinostomatidae. The record is from the annotation of a GenBank genome assembly.